AUGUCUAUCAGUCCCUACGGAUUUGCUCCGAUUUCUAGGGUCUAUGGACGUGGUGCACUCUGCUUCCGCCUUUCCUGCCAAUUCACCCGUCAAUUUUCCGCGCAAUCGGCUGAACCUGCAGCCCAGGUGGUUCUGACCAAUGGCCUCCCACGUUUUCACAUCCCCUUGCCCUCGCGCAAGGAGACCUGCGUCUUUACUAUGCGUCCGCUCAGCAAUACUGUGGGCGACCUGAUCGAGGCAAUUCAGCAGGAAGACAAAGGCAUCGACCGAAUCGCCCUUCUCUCUCCAGAUGGUCUUCGCAUCGCCAAAGCCAACAGUAUUGAACUUCUCCUCUCCUCCAACUUCACGCUCGAGAUAAACGACCAAAAGUACACCGUGGACCUCUCCAGUCUCGACCUCCCCAAGCACGUCAGUUCGUCAGAGAUUAAUCACAUCCGCACGCUUAUCGGCCAAUUGAAUUGCGCGCUGAAUGCGGACGAUGUGUACGCUGAGAGGGAACGCGAAUUAAGGAGGCGCAUUGACGAUGUCACGAUGCAGCUGGAACCCUUUGAGCAGGUAUCUUUUCCCAACCUCUGCUUUUUUAUCACGCUCCGACAAAGAUACGGCCACACAUGUUGUGGAAACAGCUACUAA
Molecule: messenger RNA, 633 nt
Organism: Dibothriocephalus latus
Lineage: Eukaryota; Metazoa; Platyhelminthes; Cestoda; Diphyllobothriidea; Diphyllobothriidae
Source: the annotation of a GenBank genome assembly